Messenger RNA from Parnassius apollo (apollo), 954 nucleotides. The record is from the annotation of a GenBank genome assembly. NCBI's taxonomy places the organism in Eukaryota, Metazoa, Arthropoda, Insecta, Lepidoptera, Papilionidae.
AUGUCUGAAAAAUAUGACACUUUAUUGUCGAGUGUACAAAGUUUACAAGAUGAAAAUAAAGCAUAUCGUAAGCGUAUAGAAAUGUUGGAAGAAAAAAUUGAAGGGCUUGAAAGAUCUUCACAUUCCUAUCGCAUAGAAUUGCGUAAUGUGCCUAAAAAGGACCGCGAAAGUAAAGAAGACCUACUAAAUAUUUUGGUAAAGACAGCCGAAAUAAUUCUAUGCAUUAUUAACAGAAUGGCGUCUCGGAGGGCACAUAAAAUACUAGAAUUAGUAUCAUCGAGUUCUUCGUUAUCUUUGCAAAGUCAUGAAGUUAAACCAAUAGCUGAAACUCAUAACGCUACUGUAGAAGACCUAAACAAUAUACCAAGUGAGAACAUAGAAAAUCUCCCACCAAAUAAAAAUCUUACCGAUCUACGAUCUACUGAUGGACAUGUACAAUCUGACGAUCAUAAAAAGUUAGAAAUAUCGUUAGUUAGCAGCUGCGAUGAAAUAUUAUCAGAAAAUGCAGACGAUCAUCUGCAUUUUAGCCAAAAAAUUGAUUCCCGGUUGAUUAGUUCUAGAAACAUAGAAAAUAAAUCUUGUGACACUGAUGAAAAGAGAUUGCCAACAAGCCUUGUGCCAGACUAUGACAGCGAUGAUUACAAUAACUUGGAAUGCAUUGGAGUUCAACAAGACAUAACAAAAAAAACACAACCGCAAUCAUCCUCGAGUUCAACAAGUACAAGUUCAUCAUCAUCUAGUUCUUCUUCUUCUGGAACUUCCUCAGAUUCAGAUGAUUCUUCAUCUUCGAAAACAGAAGAAGAACCUGAAAACCGCAACACAGUAGCAGUUAUGGCCAGUGAAUGUUGCGACUCAGACAACAUUCAGUUGAGACCUCAGAGAUGUCCCUCUUCUAAUAAAUCUAUUAAUAUUUCACCAGUUUAUACUGAUAUCAUCAAACUUCGACCUGCGUAA